This is a messenger RNA of Penicillium lagena, 639 nucleotides long. RefSeq lists its product as uncharacterized. Lineage: Eukaryota; Fungi; Ascomycota; Eurotiomycetes; Eurotiales; Aspergillaceae. The record is from RefSeq and is a predicted model, not a curated record. The coding region runs from base 1 to 639 and encodes 212 amino acids. The transcript is spliced from 4 exons.
AUGGAUGGCGUUAUUGCUGGCAAAUUUUCGGCCUUACUCCCCGAUCGAAAUGGGGUGUUUUCAGGAAAAGCGGCUGAUCAAGAUGUUGCAUUGAUCUUACUGGCCGGACGUUCAAACCACCCGAUGGGCAUAUUCGGCCCCGGCUUCAAAGAGUUGGGAGAGUACAUGAACGAAAUGCAGGCUCAGCUUGCAAACAAUGCAACACGGUACAACUAUCUCGGGGCAACCUCCUGGCUCGGAGCUGGCGAGCGCUCAACAGCGAAUCAACUGAUGUUUGCAACAUAUUUCCGAACACUGGAAGAUGUACACGCAUAUGCACAUAGCCCGCUCCAUCGUGAGGCAUGGGACUGGUGGAACAAAGUCACAAAAUCACACCCGCACCUCAGUAUCAUGCAUGAAGUCUACCAAGCACCAAAAAAUCACUGGGAAAACAUAUAUAUCAAUAAUCACCUUACAGGUAUUGCUGCCACACAAAGUCCGUUUAGACCGGGGACCGAAACCGCAGACGCGGGAAGCAUGUGGAUCAGCCCUAUUUUUGACGCCAAACAAGGUAAAUUGAAGACGCACAAGGGCAGAAUUGAAAAGAUUGAUGGUGAUGAUAACGAACAGACGUCUGCUCAAACAUCACCCGUCUUUUGA